Messenger RNA from Peromyscus maniculatus bairdii (prairie deer mouse), 10516 nucleotides. It is a transcript of the gene Mecp2, whose product is annotated as methyl-CpG binding protein 2. Gene Ontology annotation, molecular function: chromatin binding; double-stranded methylated DNA binding; methyl-CpG binding. The record is from RefSeq and is a predicted model, not a curated record. Gene Ontology annotation, cellular component: nucleus; heterochromatin. Gene Ontology annotation, biological process: negative regulation of transcription by RNA polymerase II. Lineage: Eukaryota; Metazoa; Chordata; Mammalia; Rodentia; Cricetidae.
CGGCCGUGCGGGGUCCCGGCAUCGGUUGCGCGCGCGCUCCCUCCUCUCGGAGAGAGGGCUGUGGUAAAAGCCGUUCGGAAAAUGGCCGCCGCCGCCGCCGCCGCCGCCACCGCCGCCGCCGCGCCGAGCGGAGGAGGAGGCGAGGAAGAGAGACUGGAGGAAAAGUCAGAAGACCAGGAUCUCCAGGGCCUCAAAGACAAGCCCCUGAAGUUUAAGAAGGUGAAGAAAGACAAGAAGGAAGACAAAGAGGGCAAACAUGAGCCACUACAGCCUUCAGCCCACCAUUCUGCCGAGCCGGCAGAGGCAGGCAAAGCAGAGACGUCAGAAAGCUCAGGCUCUGCCCCAGCAGUGCCAGAAGCCUCUGCUUCCCCGAAACAGCGGCGUUCUAUCAUUCGUGACCGGGGACCCAUGUAUGAUGACCCCACCUUGCCUGAAGGUUGGACACGAAAGCUUAAGCAAAGGAAGUCUGGCCGCUCUGCUGGAAAGUAUGAUGUAUAUUUGAUCAAUCCCCAGGGAAAAGCCUUUCGCUCUAAAGUGGAAUUGAUUGCAUACUUUGAGAAGGUAGGCGACACCUCCUUGGACCCUAAUGAUUUUGACUUCACGGUAACUGGGAGAGGGAGCCCCUCCCGGAGAGAGCAGAAACCACCUAAGAAGCCCAAAUCUCCCAAAGCUCCAGGAACUGGCAGGGGUCGGGGACGCCCCAAAGGGAGCGGCACUGGGAGACCCAAGGCAGCAGCAUCAGAAGGUGUUCAAGUGAAAAGGGUCCUAGAGAAGAGCCCUGGGAAACUUCUCGUCAAGAUGCCUUUCCAAGCAUCACCUGGGGGCAAGGGUGAAGGAGGUGGGGCUACCACUUCUGCCCAGGUCAUGGUGAUUAAACGCCCUGGCAGAAAGCGAAAAGCUGAAGCUGACCCCCAGGCCAUUCCUAAGAAACGGGGCAGAAAGCCUGGGAGUGUGGUGGCAGCUGCUACCACAGAGGCCAAAAAGAAAGCCGUGAAAGAGUCUUCUAUACGGUCUGUGCAUGAGACCGUGCUCCCCAUCAAGAAGCGCAAAACUCGGGAGACAGUCAGCAUUGAAGUCAAGGAAGUGGUAAAGCCCCUGCUGGUGUCCACCCUUGGUGAGAAGAGUGGGAAGGGACUGAAGACCUGCAAGAGCCCUGGCCGAAAAAGCAAGGAGAGCAGCCCCAAGGGGCGCAGCAGCAGCAGCAGCGCCUCCUCACCCCCUAAGAAGGAGCAUCAUCAUCACCACCACCAUUCAGAGUCCCCAAAGGCCCCCAUGCCACUGCUCCCACCCCCACCCCCACCCCCACCUGAGCCUGAGAGCUCUGAGGACCCCAUCAGCCCCCCUGAGCCCCAGGACUUGAGUAGCAGCAUCUGCAAAGAGGAGAAGAUGCCCCGAGGAGGCUCGCUGGAGAGCGAUGGCUGCCCCAAGGAGCCAGCUAAGACUCAGCCCAUGGUCUCAGCAACCACCGCCACAGUUGCAGAAAAGUACAAACACCGAGGGGAGGGAGAGCGCAAAGACAUUGUUUCAUCCUCCAUGCCAAGGCCAAACAGAGAGGAACCUGUGGACAGCCGGACGCCCGUGACCGAGAGAGUUAGCUGACUUUACACAGAGUGGAUUGCAAAGCAACCCAACAAGAAUAAAGGCAGCUGUUGUCUCUUCUCCUUAUGGGUAGGGCUCUGACAAAGCUUCCCGAUUAACUGAAAUAAAAAAUAUUUUUUUUUCUUUCAGUAAACUUAGAGUUUCGUGGCUUCAGGGUGGGAGUAGUUGGAGCAUUGGGAUGUUUUUCUUACCGACAAGCACAGUCAGGUUGAAGACCUAACCAGGGCCAGAAGUAGCUUUGCACUUUUCUAAACUAGGCUCCUUCAACAAGGCUUGCUGCAGAUACUACUGACCAGACAAGCUGUUGACCAGGCACCCCCAACACCCCCCCCCAGUGUGCUUAUUAGAGACAGCAGUUGAGAGGACACUCCCAUUUUUGGUGCCAUUGGUGCCCUGUCCAUAGCUUCCCUGACUCUUCCACCAUCCCAUCUCCCAAUCUGAGGGGCCGGGAGGUGUGAGGCAGGAAAAACCAUUGGAUUCUUUAGAGAAGACUGAGGUGGCCAGUAAUUGUGGCCCAGUGAUUAGAACUGUGGUGGCACAAGUCUGGCCCCACACCCACCCCAAUCCAAAACUGACAAGAAUAUUUUGAAAAACAGGAAAGUGGUACCUGUCUGAUCCAGCUCUGGCAUAGCUAGAAGCGAGCCCUGAACUGCUGGAUUAUAGACUGGCCUGAACCACAGAAUAGGAUAGCCCAGGGUGAAGUGUCAUCACCUGUUCACAAGGCAUGCUCCCCUAGAGAAUAAUGCUAAAGAGGUGCCAUGGAGACAGCAGGACAAGGCACAGGCAGGGUCAAGCCAAGCCUAGUGCCACAGAACAAGAGAGCAGUCUGUGACUAGUGGUUAGGAAUUUAGUGGAUGGGACAAGGGGCAAAGGGGAAGAAAAAAAUAUUCUUCCAAUUACUUUCCAGUUCUCCUUUAGGGACAGCUUAGAAUUAUUUGCACUAUUGAGUGAGUCUUCAUGUUCCCACUUCAAAACAAACAGAUGCUCUGAAAGUAAACUGGCUUGAAAUGGUGAUACUUUGUCCCACAAGCCACCAGACAUGGCAGUGUUCAGAACUACCUGGAUCUGUAUAUACCUGCGCUUGUUUUAAAGUGGGCUCAGCACAUAGGGUUCCCACGAAGCUCCGAAACUCUAAGUGUUUGCUGCAAUUUUAUAAGGACUUCCUGAUUGCUUUCUCUUUUGUCUUUCCAUUUCUGCCUUCCUUCAUUUCAUGCUUUCAUUUCUUCCCCAUCCUCCUUUCCCUAGCUCCUAGUUGUCUCUUCUGUUCCAGACAACUGCAGUGCCCAACCACAUGCUUACCUGACAGCAUUCAACCACAGUCCUAGGAUUCUCCCUGCCCUUUGACUUCUCAUUGCCAGUGCCAGCUAUCAUGUUUAACCCUGAGCAAGUGCUGGGCUCUGCUGAGUCCUCCCUAGCCUCUUUGAAGAACAAGAGGGCAGUAAGCCCUUACUCCCUUAGAUAGUCCCCUCUUCCUUGCUAAGAAAAAAGUCAAAAGGCUUUUCAGAUCCUAAACAAUGAGCCUUUUCACCUUCUGCUCUAGAAAAAUGGGCUGGAGAAACUGGGCCACAUGUGGUAGCUGAAAGAGAUAUAGAGGCCCCUGUGUUCUGCCAGGAUCACUGAGUGGCCCAAGAGGGCCACCAUGCCCACUACCCUUGACCCCACUCAGAAGUCUGAUGUCAAGCAUGGUGUGGCAGGGCACCUGUCAGGACAGAUGCAGAUUUGAGCAGGGAGUGACACCAGGGCCCCUUGCUCUUCUUCUGACAAGUCUUUUUCUAGUGGAAUGCUUUCCCUUUUGCUCACUGGGGACUGGGUGGGGCCAGCACACCCCAUAUUUCAAUCUCUGCUCCAUAAGUGUAAUGGUGAAUUUUACAGGCUUGGCUUUGCUAUGGGGUUUUAAUUGGUCAAUUUUUAUUUGGGAUCCCAAAGUUUUAGCCUCUGUUCAGGAAGUCCUUAUCUAGCUGCAUAUCUUCAUCAUAUUGGUAUAUCCUUUUCUGUGUUUACAGAGAUGUCUCAUAUCUAAAUCUGUCCAACUGAGGAGUACCUUAUCAAAGUAGCAAAUGAGACAGCAGUCUUAUGCUUCCAGAAACACCCACAGGCACGUCCCAUGUGAACUGCUGCCAUGAACUGUCAAGUGUGUGUUGUCUUGUGUAUUUUCAUUACUGUUCCCUAAGCUUCCUUAUUGCAGUGUAAUCAUGGAAGAGUGAAACAUCAUAGAAAUCAUUUAGCACUUCCUUGCCAGUCUUUAGUGAUCAGGAACCAUAGUUGACAGUUCUAAUUGAUAGCUUAAGAUAAAACCAUGUUUGUCUCUUCUGGAAUGGCUAGAACUAAGUGAGAGAUUUUUGCCCCAUUCGGAUUGCAGAGUCAUAGUUGGGCUUUCUAGCAUAUUUGUAUCCAUUUCCUUGUGCUACAAAUGCAGACCCUGCAACCAGCUUCCCGUCAAGCACUCAUUUUGCCUGCUCUGCUGUUGAUCCUCAGCCAUGGUUCUGAUUCUUCCCCAGGAAGGGAAGAGGUCUCAGAAGAGGGACUAUGGAAGGUCCAGGAUGUAUCCUUCUUAACUCCUGCUUCCUCCAAGGACAAAAGGCCCACCUCACCCCACCCCUGCAGUGGCCUCACACUCCCCAAGGAUACCUUUCUGUACCCUCACAGCACCUAGCCAGAUUGACAUCAAGUUGUUUUAUUGUGGUCUGUUUGGGGGUUUGCCUGUUAUACUUAAUUAGUCCAAUGAAAUGUGACUCCUAGGCUAAGGAUCCCUCAUCCUUGGAAGAUAACCUAGGCUGAUUAGACAUUCACAGUUGGGAUUGCAGCACUUUGGGUGCCAUUUUCUUUAAUUUGAGCCCCAUCUGCAGCCUCCUCACUCCCCAGCUUUCCCUUAGAGCUGGUUUCAAAACUGCAGGUGGUGGUGCCUGCAGCUUCUGAGGGUUUUUUGUUUUGUUUUGUUUUGCUUCCUGCUUUUUUUUCCCCAUCCCCUCAUCCCCAAAUAAGGACAUCAUGAGUCAGUGUCCUUUAAGCAGGCAGCUUUGAUUGGGUUUUGCCCUGGCAGCCAGGGACUCUGUAUAGGCUCUCAGGCUGCCCCUGCCUUGCAGUCAGGUUGACAGGAGGUUGGAGGGAAAAGCCUUAAGCCAUGGGAUUCUUACCAGCUGUGUCUGGCUCAGACCUGGAAUGUGACCUUGAUUUUGUUGUAUUUGAACAUUGUAAAGAUUGGGUGGCAUCUUUCACUGAAUAUAUGAAGAAUACAAGAACUGACCUAUAGCUUUCAGAUACCUGAGACUAGGUCAUUAAGGUCACAUCCAGUCUUUCCUACCCUGCUCUAGUUGUUAGUUACUACCUCUCCCAGAUAGAUUGGUGUAUAUUCUCCAACUAUGUUCAUCCUGGCCCAGUCCUGCCCAUUCUUGGGUCUGUCUUAACCAGUGGAACUGCUGCUCUUCAAAGUGCAGUGAGUUGAGAACUCUUGGUCACAGCCAGACUCUAGUACAGCUCCCUUCUGCUGGUGUUGUAUUCCCAUAUCAAAAGGCACAGGGGAGAUCUAGAAGUACCACCUCCCCCAGUCCAUCAGUGCCAAACUAGCCUGUGAUCCCAGCAUGGGUACAGAGAACUCUGUUCAGUGCUGUCACAACAGACUAGAGGCCACAAACUUUGGAAAUGGGAACCAGAGCAGCCCAAAUUGUUGUUGCUUCACCCAGCUUGCUCUUGCUGUGACAAUGAUAAAAGAGGGCAAUAACCAGAAACUGACUGCCAAGUUUGGUAGGGAAAGGAGUUUCCAUAGCUGACAGGACCUCUGAAUUUUAAAUAAAUUGUAAUAAGUGGCUCAAGCCCACCCAAGAAAGAACAAAAGGGUUGGAACUGACCAGAUGAGACCAGCUAGAGUUCAUGCAGCCCAAGUGGACUCCAGCUGCCUGAGCUCUACAGCACUUCUCUAACUACAGAGAACAUUCCAGCCAGGCUCUCUGGGCUAAGGAGAGAUCACAGGUGCCAGUUCUUCAAGAAGACCUUUGUGCAUCAGUUCAUAACCUGUAUCUUUGUCCCACAAUGUUUGCUGAUUUGGGUUCACACUACAGAUUCUAGGACGGAUGGCCAAGACUCAGAGAAAAAAGUUUCUAGAGCCCCUGCGGACCAUGGCAUAGAAAAGUCCCAAGUUGAAGGGGGCUAGGGCAGAUGCAUCAAUGCCCCAUGCCUGGACCAAGCCCUCUGCUCCAUCCAUAUCCUCUUCUGGCUCUUUCUUCCUGCUCUCUGCUUGAGUGAACCAGCCCAACUCUGAAGAGAUUUGUUGAUUCUCUCCAUUUUGGAUGUUUUUUAGGUACUAUAUCAAUCUUUAAAAAAGGCUUAGUCUAAUUGUUAUAAAUCGCUAGGAUACUGCCUCUCCCAGGGUCUAAAAUUACAUGCUAAAGGGGAAAAUUUGAGCUGAAACCAGUUCUCAACAAUUUAGAAGGAAAACCUUUAGAACAUUUGGCAAUAAUAAUAAUAAUAAUAAUACAUUUCGAUGUUUCUGAAUAAGAGGAGGCUUUUGCAAAAAAAAAAAAGUGUUGAUCUAAAAAUACUUAGUUCUUGGCCUGAGAUAUCUGGUGAGUGAUCUGGGCAAAGGGAACUCCAGGCUAAAGCUUCCUACAUCUGAGGAGGUGGAAGUAGGAGACUCUUGCGAUCGAGGCUUUUUAUUAUUGGAAAGCCUCUUUGGGUAGCUGACCCCAAGACACCACUUCUGACCUUGUCCUUUGGUGGUGUGGAGGUUAGUGGCCUGCCAGAUGCCAAAGCUGCAUGAGACCAGCUCUUGGUGCAUCAAGUAAAACACUCAUCAGUGACCCAGAAGGCCCAUCACAAAGUGUCUGCUCUCUUCUCAUCUUAACUGAGCCUGUCCCAGCACUACUGCAUAAACUAGGGAGGGUCUUCUGCCUAAAGAGCAUCCCUCCCUGGGGCCUCCUAUCUUUUGCAAUCUGCCUACCCCACCCUCAGGAUCUUGGCACAGAUGAAAUGGCUGUGUGGCAAGUACUUUGGCAUGCCCUCCUAAACUUACCCAGUGCCUCUCCCUGCCUCUUUAAGCCAGCCUGCCUGCCUACUGGGGAGGCAUGAGAGCCUAUAGAGUGGAGAAGGGAGGGCAAGCAGGCAGGCAGUAGAAAGGCUCUAGGAGGAAGGAAGGGGCCUUGUACAGGCCCCCAGGCUUUGUACAAGCAGGGCUCAGCCCCUCAUGGAACUAAGUGUCAUCUUUUAGUUUAAGAACAUUUGGGCAACUUGCAAAUGACGUUUGCUCCUUGCUCUCCCCUCUCACCUUUUAUCAGGUCCUGCUUAACACUGAGAGAAAAUGCGGUGAAAAGGCAGAGGUUUGGCUCCUGCCCACUGAUAGGCUCCUCUCCCUGCAGUAUUUGUGUGUCAAGUGGCAAAGCUGUUCUUCCUGGUGACCCUGAUUAUAUCCAGUAACUUAUAGACUAUAUGCAUAGGUCUGCUUUGUCUUUUCUAUUCCAGGCUUUUGACUUACUUUUCAGUUUUGCUUUUAGCUUUCCUAUUCUUUUUAUUUUAUGCACCAACUAGACACACAAAGCAGUUGAAUAUAUAUAUAUAUACAUAUAUAUAUGUGUGUGUGUGUGUGUGUAUAUAUGUAUAUGUAUAUUGCACAAUUAUAAACUCAUUUUGCUUGUGGCGCCACACACACAAGAAAAGACCUUUUAAAAUUAUACCUAUUGCUUAAUUACAAUAUUUCUGAUAACCAUAGAGUAGGACAAGAGAAAAAAAAGACAUCUGUCUGCUGGUCACUUCUUCAGUCCAAGCAGACCUGUGAUCUUUCCUCGCUUCUUUCAAAGGCUUCCCUGUGCUAAGUGAAGGAAGCUCCAGGCUGCACCCAGGUUUUGUACUUUGUUUCUCUGCUGUGAAAGGGGCCCCAUGAUUCUGGGUGCAGGAUAGUUCAUUUCAGCAUUGGGGGAGGGGGUAGGCGCACUCCCUAUACCUGCUGAAGUCCAGAACUUAGUGAGCACAGCCCUGUCCCCACCUCUAGGAGUGGGGAGCUGGCAUGCAUGGGGUGGCUCAACUCCCUCUACCCUUUCCUUGGCCAAGGAGAGCCUGUGUCUAGUAAGUCUGGCAGGCUUCCCUCAAUUAGCAGGGCUUGGAGCAUUUCAAAACCCUCCUCACUUUGCUGAGUCCAGGAGCUGGAGAGGAGAUAGGAGGCUUGACCUGUCUCCAAACCUUUUAGCUGUACUAGGUAGAAUGCCAGAGACCCCAGAAUCACAUCCAACAGUCCAGUGGGUCUCCUUCAGAAAGUAGUGAAGACUCCAGAAACAUCCCUCUCUUCUCCCUGCUCCCAUGAGUAACUGCAUUUGCUUCUAUAAUUCUUGAUGAGCAAUAUCUGCUAGAAAGUUUAGCCGUAACAGUUCUUUUUGCAAAAGGAUCAUUCCUAAGUAAUUAAAAACACAUGCCCUCCCCCCCAAAAAAAAAUAAAUCCAGAACCUUGUUCUUUCAAAGCAGAGAGCAUUAUAAUCACCAAGGCCAAAAUCUGUCCUACACCUCCACCUCACCCCCUCAUCAUUGCUUCUUCUGAAGCCAAAAUAUAGCAGAGAUAUUUGUAGGCCCUUUGGGUGGCUGGGCUACCCUUGUGCCGCUUGGAAGAUGGACUGGAGAAACCUCUGAGACCCUAUCCUAGGGCCUUGCUUUAAUGAGCAAUCAGUAUUAGGAGAGCAUCACAACAUUAUUCCCCAGUCAGCAUGGGAUGGAGGCAGAAGGGGCCAGAGGGUUGUUACCACUGAUACUUGGCCACUGACAGGUGGGUGACCAUGUGUGUCCAUAUGAGUGCUUUAUGGCUGAUGUGAGAUCAGCACCCAAGUUAGCUUCACCUGGUGACCUCUAGCCCUGCCUGGAUGGAGCAGGCCAUCCGGUUCAAUGUUUCUGGGCAGCUUGGACAUUGGAGUGCAAAAGGCUUGCAGAACUUGAAGCCUGCUCCUUACCUUGCUACCAUGGCCUCCUUUUCCAUUUGAUUUUUUACUGCUUCAAUCAAUAACAGCCGCUCCAGAGUCAGUAGUUGAUGAAUAUAUGACCAAAUAUCACCAGGACUGUUACUCAAUGUGUGCCGAGCCCUUUCUUUGUGCUGGGCUCCCUGUGUACCUGGACACUGUAACGUGUGCUGUGUUUGCUCUCCUUCCUCUUCCUUGCCCUUUUCUUGUCUUUCUGGGGUUUUUCUGUUUGGGUUUGGUUUGGUUUUAUUCUUCCUUUUGUGUUCCAAACAUAAGGUUCUCUCUAAUGGUCCUCUUUAACUGUGGUGUUGAGGCUUCUGUUUGUGUAAUUUUUGGUGGGUGAAAGGAACUUUGCUAAGUAAAUCUCUUCUGUGUUUGAACUGAAGUCUGUAUUGUAACUAUGUUUAAAGUAAUUGUUCCAGAGACAAAUGCUUCUAGACACCUUUUCGUAACAAACAAAGCAUUUGAAGGGAGGGAAUUGGUGACUAAGACAAGAGGGGCAAUCUGAAGAGAUGACCCCUGCCCAGAUCAGCCAGAAGCCACCAAGAAGUUAAGCACUGGAUUCCCAUUCCAAGUCAAGCGACUGAAGUUAAUGUGUUGCCAUUUUCAAAGUCAGAACAAAACCAGAUUUUGUUCCACUUGGUUGAUUUUUUGCUUCCCCUUCCCAGAUUAUUACUACUAUUGUUAAUUUAAAAAAAGACAAGGUCAGCUCCUUCCAGGAGUGCCAGGAGGGGAGGGGAUGUAAGAGCAGAGCUGAGUUCACUGAGUAGGGAAAGGCUGGGCAGGAGGAUGCCCCACUGAAGAAACAGGUUAGGGAGGAGACAAAAAAUGGAUUAUCCACUCUCUGUCUGAAAUAGCUGUUCCUGGAUAAGCCGAGACAGUGGGCAUUAUUGUCUCCAAAGCAUGUUUCAGGGGGACAUGACUAGUCAGGACACUUCUGUCACACCCCAUGCUGUCCCCUAGUGCAUAGUGUUAAUCUGAUAUCUUGGCUCCCCACCAUACCUGGGGAAUAAAAUAAUGGUAGAGGGUUCUCUCUUUCAGUGUCAUCUGAUUCCCAAAAAAAUCUGGGUGUAAGAUACCACCUUCUCUUUCCAUGACAAACAUCUUCAGUAAAGCCGUUAUCCUCGUUACAGAUUGUUCCAGGCUCAUAGAAGAGGAACAGACCUGUGUUCCUUUAGAGACUCUUAUGAAGAUAGUGCUACCUGUAGUGACCAGUUGGCCAUGGCAUUUAGUAGCUGGAAGAACUAACAGGGUACAUGCACCCCCUAAAUCCAUGCUACGCUCCCCUCUGCCAGCCUGAAGGGCAAGAUCUGUAGGACAGUGCAGCCAAUGACAGGCCACCCUGUAUUGGAAGAUGUUGGCAUCAGCUCAAAAAGCCUAUCUGAGGUUGGGAGCAGGCACACAAGGCACAGAGAGAUCCAGGACAGACAUAGCUGGAGGGGUCAGUCUUGAAAAGCCCUCUGUCGCAUUCACCUUCAGUUUUUGUGUUUUGGGACAAUUACUUUAGAAAAUAAGUAGGUCGUUUUAAAAACAAAAUAUUGAUUGCUUUUUUGUAGUGUUCAAAAAAAAAGGUUCUUUGUGUAUAGCCAAAUGACUGAAAGCACUGAUAUAUUUAAAAACAAAAGGCAAUUUAUUAAGGAAAUUUGUACCAUUUCAGUAAACCUGUCUGAAUGUACCUGUAUACGUUUCAAAAACACCCCCCACUGAACCCCUGUAACCUAUUUAUUAUAUAAAGAGUUUGCCUUAUAAAUUUACAUAAAAAUGUCCGUUUGUGUCUUUUGUUGUAAAAUCAAGUGGUUUUUCAUAAGGUUCUUUUACUAUUUGAAAAGAUGGGCAGCACGUGGUUUUAUUUUAUUUUUGUAAGUUUUUUAAUACAUGUGAAAGCAAAGAAUACUCAGCAUGCCUUUCUAAGUGAUGCGUUUGCACCUUUUGUUGGGAAGUACUGUAUCCUGUGCUGUUAGCAUUCUCGAUAAAUCUCUCUGUGAAAGUGA